Molecule: messenger RNA, 1851 nt
Organism: Neltuma alba
Lineage: Eukaryota; Viridiplantae; Streptophyta; Magnoliopsida; Fabales; Fabaceae
Product: TMV resistance protein N-like
Exons: 3
Coding region: 1-1851 (616 amino acids)
Biological process (GO): defense response
Molecular function (GO): ADP binding
Source: RefSeq, a predicted model, not a curated record
AUGGUGGGCAACAAAAAAUUUCUACUUGUCCUUGAUGAUGUGAGUGACGUUAGCCAACUUGAAAAUUUGGCUCCAAAGCAAGGAUGGUUCAGCAAGGGAAGCAUAAUAUUAAUAACAACUAGGGAUAAGCAUUUGCUAUCUUCACAUGGUGUAUCUUCUGUGUAUGACAUCAAAUUCUUGAAUGAUAAUGAAUCACUCAAACUUUUCCUUCACAAAGCUUUUAAAGGAGAGCAACCUAAUGAAGAUUAUUUGGACCUUGCUAGAACCGUCAUUAAAUAUGCUGGAGGCCUUCCUUUAGCACUCAAAGUGUUAGGUUCAUUUCUUUGCAAAAGAACUAUAAUGGAAUGGAAGGAUGCACUGGCUAAGUUCAAGAAGGCUCCUCCAAAGGACAUUUUGAAGAUACUUCAAGUGAGUUUUGAUGGGUUGGACAUUAAGGAGAAGACUAUAUUCUUAGAUAUCGCUUGUUUUUUCAAUGGGAUGGCCCAAGAUCAUGUCAUACAAAUUUUAGAAACUUUGGAUGAGGAUCUUCAUCCAAGAAUUGGAAUAACUAUUCUUAUUGAGAAAUCAUUGGUAAUUGAUUAUGAAGGGUAUCUGUGGGUGCAUGAAAUUCUACAAGAUAUGGGGAAAUUUAUUGUCUAUCAAAAAUCACCUGAUGAUGUUGGGAAGCGUUCUAGGAUAUUAUCUUUAGAGGAUGCUAAUCAUGUGCUAGAAAGAAAUAAGGGGACAGAAGCAAUUCGAGGAAUAUUGUUAAGAUUAGAAAAGUCAUGUGAUGUAUUUUGGGAUCCUAAAGCCUUCUUAAAGAUGAGUAAUCUCAAGAUACUUAUUAUUUCAAUUUCAAGUUACUCAGAUGUUUCACAUUGCCAGUUGAAUCUUCCUUAUGGACUCAAGACACUUUCCAGUGAGUUGAAAAUCAUAGAAUGGGAGAGGUAUCCAUUACUUUAUUUGCCGAGUCAACCUCAAUUACAUAAACUUGUUGAACUAAAAAUGCAGCAUAGCAAAUUAAAAGAACUUUGGAGAGAAAUACAGCCUCUUCAAAGCCUGAAGUCCAUUGAUCUAUCCCAUUCAGAAUGCCUCAUCAAAACACCAAAUUUUGAUGGAAUUCCUCAUCUUGAAAAAUUGAUUCUUGAAGGGUGUUUUAAUUUGGUUGAAAUUGACCAGUCUCUUGGCCAACACAAGAAACUUGUCAUUGUUAACUUGAAAGGUUGCAGAAAAGUUAAAAUCCUUCCAAGAAAAGUUGAGAUGAAUAAAUUAGAAGCUGUUGUUCUAUCUGGUUGUACAAGAAUUAGAAAGCUUCCUCAGUUUGGAAAAGAUAUGAAAUGUUUAUCUAAGCUUGAUGUACAGGAGACUUCUAUAACCAAACUACCUCAAUCAUUGGGCAAUUUGAUUGGUCUCACUGAAUUGAAUUUGGAAAAUUGCAAAAAGCUAGUUUGUCUUCCAUAUAACAUUUGUAAAUUGAAAGCUUUGAAAAUUAUCAGAAUUCCAGGCUGCUCAAAGCUUUCAAAGUUGCCCGAGAAUUUGAAUGAAAAUGAGGCUUUGGAAGAGCUUGAUUUGAGUAAAAUUGCUGUGAAAGGGUUAUCACUUUAUAAAUACAAUGCUGAAGCACAAUCUUUAUCAUCAUGGAGUUGCUUCUCCCUUCUUUGUCGAAGGCCUUUGAGCUCAACAAAUUUUAUAUUGUCACCGCCUUUGUCAUUCUUGAGGAAAUUAAAUUUAGUUAAUUGCAAUCUCCAUGAUGGAUCACUUCUCGAUGACAUCAGCAAGUUAUCAUCACUGGAAGUUUUAGAUCUAAGUGAAACAAUUUCAUUGACUUACCAUCUGCCUGAUUUCCAAUCUUUCCAAGCUUCAAGGUCUUAA